This is a messenger RNA of Marasmius oreades (fairy-ring Marasmius), 2264 nucleotides long. RefSeq lists its product as uncharacterized. The record is from RefSeq and is a predicted model, not a curated record. Gene Ontology annotation, cellular component: membrane. Bases 696 to 2261 code for a protein of 521 amino acids. Gene Ontology annotation, biological process: transmembrane transport. Lineage: Eukaryota; Fungi; Basidiomycota; Agaricomycetes; Agaricales; Marasmiaceae. Gene Ontology annotation, molecular function: transmembrane transporter activity. The transcript has 11 exons.
GCGCUAACCCGAAUCUCAACUUCACGGCAUACCAUUUGUUCCAACCAUCACCAUCCUUCAAUUGCAGUCGCUCGCAUUUUCUCGAGCGAUAAAAUAAGCAUGCUCCUCUACGAACCUGCAUGAAGGUCAGCUACUAGCGAGGAGGUGAGAGGAGACGAGAGCUCACGCUCUGGUUUAUGGAAAAAUCAAGUAAACUAAGAUGCAUUAUGCAAAGUCGAUAACGAAUAUCGAAUAUGGGAAAGGACAUGCCAAUAGAAGUAUGUAUGGAGAAGUAUCAAAGACAGCGGUCACAGGAAAUCCAUUGACACGAUUCAUGUAUGUUCUGCAUCAUUUCAUCAUCCCAAACAAACGUUCUUGAAACUUCCCGCAGCGCAACAAAUAUACCAAGUAUGGCACGUAUUCUGGAAGGACUUUGAAGCACACAUGGGGACGCUGUCAACGAAGAAUCCUGUGUCCAAACAAACGGUCUAUGCCCAGCCUGCGGCUUCCGGAGUACCUUUUCUCGCACCCAUGACCCUUUCAUCGGGAGUCCUUCACUAUUUAUGUGGGUCUUUUCUCAUGCCGAAUGCGCCUCGCGGCCACAUGCUUCAAAGGUUAUCGAAGUAUAACUUGCGAGCCGAAUAUGCUCCAAGUUAUGUAGUCUCACUUCGGUGGUUGACUUCAAGAACAGCUUUAGCUCAAUAAUCGUCGCUGCCAUGCCUUCUCCGUUGCAAGAUGUGGAAAGGAGACGUCCUGCGUUUGUUUUGACCUUGGCUGAAGUCGAGCUACUGGCUAUCGUCGGUGUAGGUUUCUUCCUUGAUGCCUACGACCUUUUCAUUAUCAACCCCGUCUCCACAAUGCUCCAAUACCGAUUGUACGGUGGAAAUUUGUUGCCCCCACGGCUCGAGGGUUUGAUGAAAGCAAGCGCCAACAUAGGCACUGUCAUCGGACAACUCCUCUUCGGCUAUCUCGCUGACUCACUUGGCAGAAAGGCCGUUUACGGAAAAGAACUGAUGGUCAUCAUCAUCGCGACUAUUCUCUGCCUCACUACCCCAACCGGCCAAAUCUCCCCCGACUCGUGCUUGAUAUACCUGAGCAUCUUCCGUAUCCUCGUUGGAGUCGGAGUCGGUGGUGACUACCCCUUGGCAGCCAGUAUCAUCUCUGACCGGGCCAACCUUCGUAAACGAGGAACGCUGCUUGCAUACAUCAUUUCCAACCAAGGAUGGGGCUCGUUUGUGGGCUCUUUGGCAACGAUUAUUGUGUUGGAAUGUUACAAACAUGUCAUGAAUGUCGAGGGGAAGACGAGUAAAGUGGAUGGGGUUUGGAGGAUAAUCGUUGGGAUCUCUCUCAUUCCUGCGUUUGGAACGCUGUAUCAACGGGUGACGAUGCCUGAGAGCAAGAGAUUUGAGGCGUCGAAGGAUUUGGAGCAGGAGAAGAAUCUGAUGGAGCUGAAGCUGGCGAAUGAGCGGACGGAGGGAUUUCAUGUUAAAUCUUCCAGUUCUGGCCUGGAUACGUCGAAAGAGGAAGCGGCUGCCACGGCGGAGUUUAACAUAGAUGAGAUUCCGGAAGCGAGAAAGGAACGAGCGCAGUUCAGAGAAUUCUGCCGAUACUUCUCCGAGUGGCGCCAUCUAAAACUACUCAUCGGAACUAGUAUGUGCUGGUUCCUCCUCGACAUUGCAUUCUAUGGUAUCAACCUAAACCAAAAUUUUGUGUUACAACAGAUCGGUUUCGACGGCAAGACAGGAACGGCAUGGGAAAGGUUGUUCAACGUUUCAACGGGUGGAAUCAUCAUCACCGCUUUAGGCUUCGUACCUGGCUACUGGGCAACUAUCUUGACCAUUGAAACUCUCGGGCGAAAGAAGAUACAGCUCCACGGGUUCUUGUUGGCAGCUCUAUUUUUGGGCAUCCUGGCUGGGAAGUUUGAUACUCUUAGCCACGCUUCGUUCAUUGUGUGCUUCGCGCUCCUCCAGUUCUUUUUCAACUUUGGGGCGAACAUGACGAUCUAUAUCAUCCCUGCUGAAUUAUUCCCGACCCGAUUCCGCGGGUUCGCACAUGGGAUUUCCGCUGCGGCUGGUAAAGUCGGAGCCAUGAUCUCUGCUUUGGCGUUCAACCAGUUGAGCAAGGAUAUUGGGACACCUGCUGUUCUUUGGAUUUUCUUUAGCGUUUGUAUCCUUGGUGCAUUGUUUACGUUACUCCUACCGGAGGUUAAAGGACGAGAUCCCGAUCUUAUUCUUGCGGAGGAGAUUAGGGAGGCGAGGAGAGACGUAGGAAACGGUGCUUGACCG